AUGAAUCUCCUCGAUCGCAUCCAACAAAAGCUCGAGCUUUUCCGACUUGAACAACGUUACACACGGCGGCGGACAACCUUUAUUUCCGAAGCCCAAUACGUCGACGGCGAAUACAUAUACUCUCCGUCCUCCACAUACUCUGCAAAGUGCAGCGCUGGAAGCAGUGAUAGCGACGAAGACAUUGGAAGCAAGAGAAGCCGCAAGGAAAGCCGUAGGGAAAGUAGCAAGGAAAAUAGCAAGGGAAGCAGCAAGGGAAGCAGCAAGGAAAGCAGCAAGGGAAACGGCAAGGAAAGCAGCCCGGAAAACAGCAAGGAAAACAGCAAUGAAAGCAACAAAGAAAGCAGCCCGGAUACCAAGCCUAGCAAGAGACUGAGCAGGCUGAUGUUAAAUACAUCGGACUGGCGAAAGAGUGCAAGGGACGAGAAGCGGCAGAGUCGGAUGAGCGUUAGAGAGGUGAAGUGGAAUGACCAGGUUAGAUAA
Molecule: messenger RNA, 480 nt
Organism: Venustampulla echinocandica
Lineage: Eukaryota; Fungi; Ascomycota; Leotiomycetes; Helotiales; Pleuroascaceae
Exons: 1
Coding region: 1-480 (159 amino acids)
Source: RefSeq, a predicted model, not a curated record